Molecule: messenger RNA, 787 nt
Organism: Morus notabilis
Lineage: Eukaryota; Viridiplantae; Streptophyta; Magnoliopsida; Rosales; Moraceae
Product: zinc finger protein 7
Exons: 1
Coding region: 1-753 (250 amino acids)
Source: RefSeq, a predicted model, not a curated record
AUGAUUUUCACCAGUGAGCUAGAAGAGGAGGCUGCAAAUCAUGUAAUCUCAGAUCAAACCAACAACCAAUUAGAUUUGGAGUCAAGAACAAGUGAGGAUCAUGAUCAUCAAGGGAGAGGAUCAUCAUCAGCUAAUCAAGCUGAUGAUGAUCAUGAUGAUCAAGAUGAUGACAAUUUGGGAGACUGGCUGAGCCUAGGCCUCAACAACAAGAUGAAUCAGUCUUUCAGUACAGCCACAGACUCAUGUAUUGAUCAUAAUCCACAAUCACCAAGGCCUCCAAGUAGUAGUACUGGUACAAACAAGGUUUUUUCUUGUAAUUUCUGCAUGAGGAAGUUUUAUAGUUCUCAGGCCUUGGGAGGUCACCAGAAUGCACACAAGAGAGAGAGAGGGGCUGCAAAAAGGUACCAAUUGUCUCACAGGAUGAUGAUGAACACAAUGGGAUUUAGUCCCUCUCCCUUCACUUCUCCGGCGGCCCGGUCGCUCGGUGUCCGGCCUCACUCGCUUGUCCACAAGCCAUGCAGAGAAGGGUCUGCAGUGGUUGCAAAGUUUACUGAGGCGGAAACCGGAUUCGGGAUGCCAUGGAAUUCGGUUCCAUUCUUGAUUGAAGACACCAUGGAUUUGGUUUGGCCUGGAAGUUUUAGAGUUGGGAAAUUGCCUAAACAAGCAUCCCAGGAUAUUAUAAAUAAUAAUAUCAAUUGUAAUAGUAGUAGUAGUAAUAGUAUGAAUAAGCUGGACUUAAAUCUUAGGCUGUGAUUUUUGUCCCAUGUUAAUUACUUGUCUUAAUUUC